This is a messenger RNA of Thamnophis elegans (Western terrestrial garter snake), 8711 nucleotides long. RefSeq names its product lysine acetyltransferase 6B (gene KAT6B). Gene Ontology annotation, biological process: regulation of DNA-templated transcription; nucleosome assembly. The record is from RefSeq and is a predicted model, not a curated record. NCBI's taxonomy places the organism in Eukaryota, Metazoa, Chordata, Lepidosauria, Squamata, Natricidae. Gene Ontology annotation, molecular function: histone acetyltransferase activity; DNA binding. Gene Ontology annotation, cellular component: MOZ/MORF histone acetyltransferase complex; nucleosome. Bases 1183 to 7245 code for a protein of 2020 amino acids. The transcript is spliced from 18 exons.
UUUCUUUUUCUUUUUGCAACCUCUUGGGCUACACUAUGUGAAUGGGUAUUUCCUGGUGAACUCCCAGGUGAAGGCUUGCCUGGUCUAUGGCCGCCUUAGCUUUUUGAGGUGGGCAAAAUGCUGAGUUCCUCUUCCUCAAAUGAAGCUGACUCCUGUCUUGGCCACAAUAUGGAAGAACUUACUUUCUGUGAUCUCCUGGUGGUCUCUUGCCCAAAGUCUAAAUCUUCCCGCUGAGACUUUCUAGAGCAAACAAAUUUUGACUUGGUGCAACCGCUGGGCCUGGAUUAAUAAAAUCCAAAAUGCGAGGUUUGAGCUUCAUGUCUUGUGGGUCCAAGGAGGUGUCUUCUCCCAGCUAGGAGCGCUUGAACCAUCUGUAAAAUAAACGCAAAGAAGGAGGGAAAAAAGUCACAAAUGAAAAGCAAGCUAGUUUUCAAGUUGAAGCCUACUCCGGAGCUCAUAAAUAGGUCCCCUAGUUUCUAACUUACUUUCUGAUCCAUGAAAGUCUACAAAUGUGAACAGAAAAAAAAUGGGAGCCUUCCACUGACAUCUCUGCCUCUCUUCCAUAACUGAACUGUGACUUAGGAUCAGGGAGCACUUACAGUGCUUGUUUAGUGACUGCUUUGUACAGUGACCAUUCACAGUUGUAACAGUGAUGAAAAAGUGAUUUUGUGACCGACCACUCCUUGCCUUUGUGAUCUUCACAGGUCUGUAAAGCAAAGGGAAGCUGCAGUAAAUUUAAUGUGAAACAAUCGAUGCCAGUGAAAGAAGAGUGGGAACGGAUGGUGCGUAUCUAAUGCUGUCCUUAUUCUUGGUUUUUCUCUCACGAUGAAGUCAUGCACAGAAGAGAGAAAGUGGCUAGGAAGAACUUCUUGCUGCGCCCUCGGAAAAAAUUGAUGAAGAUCUGGAAAGAUUUGUGCCGGUCAGAGAGAAAAGCCAUCAAGUUGUAGAGAUGUAUGUUCCAUCUGGUGUAAGAAGAUGACUCCACUUUCCUAUGUUGGUUGAUGAAGGCAUCUCCUUUAGAAGACCAUGCCUGAGAUCCCUCACCAUCUUUGAACCUAAGGGAUGCCUUCUUUAGAUGGUUGUACCAGAAGGUAAAAUGUGAAAGCGUAGGAGAAGAGUCAUUGUUGGAAGAGAAAGGAACUCUAUGGGUAACUCUUGUGGGUGGAAGAUUAUUGGUCAACCAUGGUAAAGCUCGCCAAUCCACUUUACACAGAGUGGAUUCUUGAAGCCAUCCACAAAGUGAAAAGGCAGAAGCAGAGGCCCUCAGAAGAGAGGAUUUGCCAUGCCGUUUGCGCAUCCCACGGCUUAGAUAAGAAGAUCGUUUCCGAACAGUUGGAGCUAAGUGUCCAAGAUGGCUCCGUUCUCAAAGUUACCAACAAAGGCCUUGCAUCCUACAAGGACCCAGAUAACCCUGGGCGUUUUUCCUCCCUUAAAAUGGACGACGUUCCUAAACCCUCGAAAGGAUCUAAGGGAACCUGUCACGAGCUUCGAAAUGUGGAUUGGAAUAAGCUCCUACGCAGAGCCAUUGAAGGGCUCCAAGAACCAAACGGAUCUUCCCUCAGAAACAUUGAGAAAUACCUGAGGAGCCAACAUGACCUGGCAGGCGUCUUCAACAACCCCAUCUUUCAGCGGAGAUUGCGCCUAGGGGCCAAACGGGCCGUCAAUAAUGGGAGGCUGUUGAAAGAAGGACCCCAGUACAGGGUGAACCAAGUUAGCUUGGAAAGCCGAGGGACAUAUAAAUACAGUUCAUUUCCAGCCUCCCUCCCACCCGUCAGCCUUUUGCCUCACGAAAAGGACCAGCCCCGGGCUGAUCCCAUUCCCAUAUGUAGCUUCUGUUUGGGGACAAAAGAAUCAAACCGUGAGAAAAAGCCAGAAGAACUUCUCUCCUGCGCAGACUGCGGGAGCAGCGGGCAUCCAUCCUGUCUUAAAUUUUGUUUGGAGUUAACAACAAACGUAAAGGCCUUAAGAUGGCAGUGUAUCGAGUGCAAGACAUGCAGUGCCUGCAGAAUCCAAGGCAAAAAUGCAGAUAAUAUGCUUUUCUGUGACUCUUGUGACAGAGGUUUCCACAUGGAGUGCUGUGACCCUCCACUUUCUCGAAUGCCAAAAGGUAUGUGGGUUUGUCAAGUCUGCACACCAAAGAAAAAGGGAGGGAAGUUGCUUCAGGAGCGAGCUUCCCAGAUAAGGCGACGCUACACAAAACCUAUUGGACGGCCAAAAAACAAACUAAAGCAACAAAUGUUGUCUGUUCCCAGUGCGGAAGGAUCCAAGAAUGCAUUCCCAGGAAGGGGGUCACCUGGUAGGGGUCAAAAGACUAAAGUCUGUACCACACCUUCAUCUGGUCAUGCUGCAUCUGUGAAGGAUUCAAGCAGCAGAUUGGCUGUUACAGACCUCACCUGGCCUGGUGCCACCGCCACCAAAAUCACCACCAUCACCUCCACCUACAUACCUGCCGCUACACUUAACGUUAACAAGAAAACCCAGGGGCUCAUUGAUGGCCUCACUAAGUUUUUCACACCAUCACCCGAUGGUCGCAGAUCACGAGGUGAAAUAAUUGACUUUUCAAAGCAUUAUCGUCCAAGGAAAAUGGCCUCCCAGAAACCCUCCUGUACUUCUCAUGUGUUGGCUACAGGUACCACACAAAAGCUAAAACCUUCUUCACUUCCGCCCCCGGCCCCCACCUCUGCUCACAGCCCCAGUUCACAAAAAUCCGGCACUUCCAUCUCUUCUGGUUCUCCCCAGAGUUCCUCCGGUCAGCCGUUCGCGCUCUCCUUUAGCGGCCUUCCUAAUCACAGCCAGCUUUUUGAUGGACUUUCUCAUAUUUACGCUGCUCAGGGACAGUCGCGCCCGAAGGGGCAGCCAUGUUAUGCCCCUCCCAAGCGUUGGCAUCGUAAAGCAGCAUUCUCGCCCGCGCCCGCGCCCAAUCCUGCUUUCUGUGAAAAGGAAGAGAUUAGCGAUAGGUUGGUUUCUCCUCCCACCACCACCACUGGGUGGGCUGUGUCUAGAGGACAUGCUUUCAAAGCAGUUGCUGGCUUCGAGCAGACAACCUUCCUUAAAAAGCACGUGGUUCUAGGCAGAUUAAAGUAUAAAGUGACCCCUCAGAUGGGGACCCCCUCGCCACCAGGGAAGGGGAGCUUGGCAGCCGGAAGAAUUAAGCCUGAUCAGGAUGAUGGUACAGAAAUCAAAAUAAGCAUCAAACAAGAAAAUUCAGAUCUGUUUGUGGUGGGAAGCAAGAACUUUGUUACAGAAGAAGAUUUGAACAUGUUUAAACAGGCCCAGGAACUGGCAAUGGAGAAGAUAGGUUGUAAAAACGGUGGAGAAGUAAAUGGACGUUACCCUUCGGUGAUAGAAUUUGGAAAAUAUGAGAUCCAGACCUGGUACUCCUCACCUUAUCCACAUGAAUAUGCAAGACUAUCAAAGCUUUUCUUGUGUGAAUUCUGUCUUAAAUACAUGAAAAGUAAAAAUAUCUUGCUAAGGCAUGGGAAGAAGUGUGGCUGGUUUCAUCCUCCAGCCAAUGAGAUCUACAGGAGGAAGGACCUUUCCGUGUUUGAGGUUGAUGGGAAUAUCAGCAAGAUUUAUUGCCAAAACCUUUGCUUGUUAGCAAAGCUCUUUCUUGACCAUAAAACCUUAUACUAUGACGUUGAGCCAUUCCUUUUCUAUGUUCUCACCAAGAAUGAUGAGAAAGGGUGCCACUUAGUUGGAUACUUCUCCAAGGAAAAGCUGUGCCAGCAGAAGUAUAACGUCUCCUGCAUCAUGAUCAUGCCCCAGUACCAAAGGCAAGGAUUUGGGAGGUUCCUCAUCGAUUUCAGUUACCUACUUUCUCGAAAAGAGGGACAGGCUGGAUCGCCUGAAAAGCCACUGUCUGAUCUCGGCCGUGUCUCGUACUUGGCUUAUUGGAAAAGCGUCAUCUGGGAAUAUCUUCACUGCCAUCCUGAGAAAAAGAUCAGCAUCAAGGCGAUGAGCCGAGCCACCGGGAUGUGUCCCCAUGAUAUCGCUACCAUUCUCCAGCAUCACAGCAUGAUUGACAGGCGAGAGGAAAAAUUUACGGUAAUUAGAAGAGAGAAAUUGAUCUCCCGUUAUAUGGAGAAACUGAAAAGCCAUCCACGCGUCAAUGAAGUGGACCCAGAAAGUUUGAGGUGGAGUCCUCUCCUGGUUCCGAAUGCAGCGGUUUCUGAAGAAGAGAGGGAAGCUGAAAAAGAGGCUGAGUGGUUGAUGGAGCAAGCAAGUUGUUGGGAGAAAGAAGAGCAGGAGCUGUUCUCCACGAGAGGUAGUAGACAAUUGCCUGAAAAAGCCCAGUCUAAAAGCAAGUAUUUGCGACCUCAAGAAAAUGCAACCGUAGUAAUGGAAAAAGAGAAGUCUGCAGACCUGCCAAAAGAAAGCAGUGGAGAAGAGGAGGAGGUGGAGGAGGAAGAGGAAGAGGAGGAAGAGGAGGAAAAGGAAGAAGGGGAGGAGGAGGAGGAGAUGGAUGGACAUCAUCAGAAUUCUCCUCCGAGGCUGGCAAAACCCCAAUGGCUUGCGAUGAAGAGAAAGAGGCCUUUCAUAUUGAAAAAGAAAAGGGGUCGUAAACGCCGAAAGAUUAAUAGCAGUGUUACAACGGAGACCAUUUCUGAAACCACCGAAGUUUUAAAUGAGCCUUUCAACAACUCCGAAGAAGAGCAGCCCGUGGCACAACUGGAGCCAAAUUGUGAGACGGAUGGAGAACAUGACCAAGUGAAGACUGGGGGGCCAACCAUGUUGCAACACGGGGAAGAGGAAGAACAAGAGGAAGAGGAGCAGAAGAAAGACAAUCAAUGUAACCCGAAAGAGAGUCCAUGCAGAGUUAUGGCCGAAGAUGAUGUGGAUGUCCUCAAAGAAAGCACUAGAGACAAUCUCGAACCCGUAAUGCACAAGCAGGGAUGGCCUAAAAGCAUGAAGCAGUCUUCAUCCAGGCGGAGGCAAAAUAAAGAGAGAAAACCAGGGUUUAAGCUUAAUUUGUACACACCACCUGAGACCCCUAUGGAGCCCGACUGUCAGGGGAAGGGAGAGGAGGCAGAGGAGGUGGCUGAAAAAGAUCCAUCAUCGGCUUCUUCUCUGCCAGAAAAAGGGGAAAACUCUGAAGCCGUUUUCUCAAACGAGGACGAAGGGAGAGAUCUGGUGUCUGAGUAUCUAGAACUUCCCCGGAUGGAAAAGACAGAUGUCGUGGAUGAAAGCAACAUCGAAACGGAAGGUAUGAGUAGUCAAGAGAAGGACCGGCAAGAGGAGAAGAUCCUGGAGAAAGAUGAGCCUGAGCCUAGAGAAGAACACGAGGGAAAGAAGCAGCCUUGUAAUGAGGAGGGACAUGAGGACGAAGACGAGGCUGGAAGCCACCCGGGUUCAAAGGAAACAGAGGAGGUCGUAUCAGGCGAAGCUUUCAAAGAAGCGCCUGAGAAUCAAGAAGCUUUUGUAGAAGCCGAAGAACUGAGUGGCAGGCCAAAUGAAAUGGAUUUGAUGGACCGUAAAGUUGACUUUUCGCCCAAGUGUAACAGUGAUCUUAAAGAGCUUCCUGCUCUUCUGGAACCUGAGCCUGACCCAAGAGAGGAAAGCGCAGAAAAUUCCAGCGAAGCCAGUAGCCAUGAACUCAACUGUGUGUUCAAGGAGACGAAUCCAGAAACUCUGGAAAUAGACUCCGAGACCAUCCAGGCAGUCAAUUCUUUAACCCAGGAAUCAGCAGAGCAGGAAGACGCGUUCCAGGAUUGUGUGGAGACCCAAGAGGCAUGCCAGAACCUGCAGAAUUAUUCCAACACGGCCCAAAGCCCACCAGCAGCUCCCUUAGAGGAUUGUCAGCCGUCAGAUCACAGCAGCCCCGUUUCGUCUGUCCAGUCUCACCCAAGCCAGUCGGUUCGUUCGGUGAGCAGCCCAAAUGUGCCUGCCCUAGAAAGCACUUACACCCAGAUGAGCUCAGAUCAGAGCGGCAUCUCGGUGUCAUCCCUGCAGAACAUGGAAACCAGCCCCAUGAUGGACGUCCCGUCGGUGUCGGACCAUUCCCAGCAGGUGGUCGAUAGCGGGUUCAGCGAUCUGGGUAGUAUCGAGAGCACAACGGAGAACUAUGAGAACCCGAGCAGCUAUGACUCCACCAUGGGCAAUAGCAUCUGCGGGAACAAUGCGUCGCAAAACAGCUGCUCGUACAACACUCUCACCUCGAGCAACCUGACCCAGAGCAGCUGCGCUGUAACCCAGCAGAUGUCGGGAAUGAACAGCAGCUGCAGCAUGAUGCAGAGCGCCAGCAUCAACUCGCCCCCUCCUUGCAGUGUCAAAUCCCCCCAAGCCUGCGGGGUCGAGAGGCCUCCCAGCAGCAGCCAGCAGCUCUCCCAGUGCAGCCUGGCCACCAACUUCAGCCCUCCUCUCCAACUGAGCGAAAUCGCCGAGGCCGGCAGUGCCAACGUCGGCUUGUACGAACGGGUGGGCCAGGGGGAGUUUGCAGCAGGGCAUUACCCGCAGCCUUCCGCCACCUUCAGCCUGGCUAAACUGCAGCAGCUGACCAAUACCCUGAUGGACCAUUCGUUGCCUUACAGCCAUUCAGCGGCCGUGACUUCCUAUGCAAACGGUGCCUCUCUAACCACUGCGCUCAGCAGCUCAGGCCUGGUCCAGCUCUCUCAGCCUUCCCACCCGGUUCCAGGAGGGGGCCAAGUCCAGGCGACCAUGACUCCUCCCCCUAACCUCACUCCUCCCCCCAUGAAUCUACCACCUCCCCUUCUGCAGCGCAACUUGGCUACAUCUAACGUUGGCUUGUCCCAUACCCAAAGACUUCAAACACAGAUGGCCGGCAAAGGCCAUGUUUCUGUUAGGACUAAGUCAUCUUCUCUGCCACCAUCAGCAGCCGCCACCGCCCAUCAGCCACAGCUUUAUGGGCGCACGUCACAGUCUGUGGCCAUGCAAGGGCCGGCCCGCACCUUAACCAUGCAGCGUGGCAUGAACAUGAGUGUGAACCUAAUGCCAGCUCCCGCGUACAACGUCAAUUCGGUGAAUAUGAACAUGAACACAUUGAACGCCAUGAACGGUUACAGCAUGUCUCAGCCGAUGAUGAAUGGAGGCUACCACGCCAACCCCGGUUACAUGAAUCAAACCGCUCAGUACCCCAUGCAGAUGCAGAUGGGGAUGAUGGGCACCCAGGCUUAUGCUCAGCAACCCAUGCAGACUACCCCGCACAGCAACAUGAUGUAUUCCCCUCCUGCGCAUCAUGGCUACAUAAACCCCAAGCAGUCUUUGAACAGCUCCUACAUGCGGAGGUAGGAGCCUGGGUCCCAAUGCGCGCGGGGGGGGGAGAUGUUCCCCCCCUCCCUGCCAAGCAAGCCUGCAAGGGGUGGACCUGCCUCAAUGCGUUGCUGUUUCGGAGCGUGUGAUUCAAAACCAGCAAUUGGUGUAAAUGCAAAAAAAAAACAAAAACACUGGUUUGUGGCACCACGAAAAACGUGUAUGCAGAGAAAGCCUUACAUAACGUCCUUUUAGUUUUUGUUCUGUUUGCAAUUUUGCUUUGUUUGCAAAGUUUUUUUGUUUUUUUUUAAAUACAAUUGGUGUGGGAAAACAUGUGUUGCGAACGUGCAAACUCAGCCGAGGGUUCGCGUGCCAUUUUGAAUGUGCCUCUUCCUCUUUGACUCCAGCUCUUCUGGAGCCUAUCUGACUGUGCUGGCUGUCAGCUUUCCUCCCUCGUCUCCACCAUGUAAAUGCCUUUUCGCAUUGCAUUCGUUGGAUUAUUUUGUUCCUCAAAGUGGACACUUCUGCAUGCCGCUGUCUUUGUUAGUGACAGUGCGUUUUGUAGUACUGUACAAGUGUUGUGCUUAACAGUAAGCCAUUUCCUUAAUUGGUGAGUCUUUUGCCUUGAUUAGGUUGUUCCUCUUUAAGAGGUAUUAAUAUAUAUAUAUAUAUAUACAUGCAUACAUAACAUAUAUAUUUUUGCUAAUUAGAUUUUUUUAAAAAAGCAUUGAAAAUGAUUCCAAUUUUGAUUUGAUCAGUUUCUGGGUACUGUUCAUUGGGAAAUUCCUCUCUGUGAUUGCACAAAUCUGAUUCCCCCCCCCCCCCCUUGGAGCUGAUCCAGAAGACUAUCAUGGUGAAUUGAACCUUUGAAUGGCAAAUAUUUCAUGAAAGAUUAUUCUCCUUUUUUGUUCAGAUAACAGAUCAAUUUUGGUUAAGAAGUGGGGGGGGGAGGCAGCUUACUGUUACACAGGUUUUUUUUAAAAUUAAGACACAGGCAUCUAUUGUUUAAAGGAAGCAUUAUCUGUGUGUAAACAAGUUUUUGAAACAUUUUCAUACGCAGAUAAAUUUGCAGGAAUUUUUUUUUUAAAAAAAAAUUGUGAAUUUGGUGUAAAGUUGCUAUUUUAAGGAAAUGCCUCUAAACUUUACAUUUUCAUUCCAUCUGUAGAUUUUUCUACCUUUAUAAAAUACGGGAGUUAUUUUUUAAGAAAAGUAAAUAGAACAGUAGCGUGUGAAUAGGUCAAAUGAAGUUUAAAGAACGCAUGUAAAAAAAAAAAAGCAAAUGGUAUUUGUGUCUGUUUAUAUGGUUUCCUUUUCUCCCCCUGCCCCCUUUGAUAGCCUUUGUACCUGUUCAGAGUGACAGUACGAGCCAAAAGUGGUUCCAUCCAUGUAUAAAAAAUACACACGGUGAAACUUCUUGUAUUUAUGUUAACUUUUUAGUCAGUCACUUAAAUAAAACAAAAACAAGCUGUACAUUUUGACAUAAAAAUAAAUUAUGAGCCACUUUA